UCCUGUCAGUAUCAAACGUUGGUUGAGUUCAGCUUGGUUCAGAAGCAACCUUCAAGUUUUAAACACACAAACCACCCCCCCAAAACACCACAAACUAUAAACAUGAAGUGCAUCAUUGUUGCAGUCAUUGUCGCUCUGGCCGUCGCCGCCGAAGGAUACGGGGUCUCGUCGUACGCCGUUCCGCUGGCCUACUCUGUCCCGCAGACCACGGUCGUUCAGCAGAACGUUGCCCCGAAGUACGUCGUGUCGGGAUACGCCGCUCCGUAUGUGGCCUCCCCGUACGUGGCCGCCGCCCAUAGCUAUGCCGUGCCAGCGGCUGUGUCCUAUGCCAGCACCGCUGUCCAUGCCGUCCCAGCGGUGACGUAUGCUGCCCCGCACGCCACCGUGUACGCUGCUCCGGUCCAGCAGGAGGCUCGCUAUGUCGCUGCCAACCGUGGCGCCGUCCAUGAGGCUCCCCUGGCCGGACAUGCCGUCAACCAGCAGUCGCUGAACCUGGCCCCCGCCCCUGGUACUCUGUUCUUCAUUGCAAUCAUGGCUGUGGCGUUCGUCGCUGCCUCGGAGGCGUCCUACCUGCCAUACGAUGAUGUCCUGUCCUACCAGCACGGCUACGGCUAUGGACUUCCGGUGUCGAAGGUGGUCUAUGGCUCGUCGUACGGUCUCCCAGCAGCGGUGGACAAGUACUCCUACCCAUCAUCGUUGUACGGUUCCUAUCCGGCCGUGAAGAAAGUGGUCGAAUACCCGUCGGUUGCUCCAGUGCUGGCCACCAAGGUCGUUGAUAACAGCUACGAUCUGGGAUACAACAAGCUGGUCGCUCCAGUUCUGAGCAGCGGAUACGGUCUGGGAUACAACAAGCUGGUCAGCGGAUACGGUCUGGGAUACAACAAGCUGGUCGCUCCCGUCGUCGCCACCAAAGUCGUCGAUAAUGGACUGUGGAACUAUGGAGGAUACGGUCUGGGAUACAACAAGUAUCUGUCGACUGCUCCCGUUGCCAAAUACGUGUUUGUUUCCUUCUACUGGUAUAAAAGGCGUCUCUGUACUCGUAUCAAUCAGAAUCAGAACGAUCUUCGACUCGAUCGCAUACCAGCAUCCAACUCAAACCUCCAUCCAGCAAUCAUGAAGUGCAUCGCAGCUGUAGUCAUGGUGGCUCUGGCCGUCGUCGCUGAGUGCGGCCUCAUUCCGGCUCCGGUGGUGUACUCUGCUCCCCAGACGACUGUCGUCCAGCAGAAUGUGGCUCCGAAGUACGUGGUUUCGGCCCCUCUCGCGUACGCCGCUCCCGCUUACUCCUAUGCCGCUCCGUCCUUCUCCUAUGCUGCGCAAACCGUCUCCCAUGCCGUCCCAGCCGUCUCGUAUGCCCGUGUCGCCUCAGUAGCUCCAGUCGCCUACUCCGCGCCAUCGUUCUACGCUGAUUCGGAUGUGGUGGAAGCUGCUACAGUGGCCGUAGCUCCUGCUGCCACCGUCGUCGCUCAGCCUGCCGUGGCUGUUGUCGCCCAGAAGGAGGCUCGCUAUGUCGCUGCCAACCGUGGCGCCGUCCACGAGGCUCCUCUGGCCGGACAUGCCGUCAACCAGCAGUCCCUGAACCUUGAAGCUGCACCAGGAACUCUGUAAACAUAAUUUAUUAUCCAUGUACAAAAUCCAGUCGCGCUUAGAACAUAAACGAAAUAAACUUGAACAUGUUUCAAAGUGAAA
This is a messenger RNA of Anopheles arabiensis, 1686 nucleotides long. RefSeq lists its product as uncharacterized. The transcript has 5 exons. Bases 103 to 1605 code for a protein of 500 amino acids. Lineage: Eukaryota; Metazoa; Arthropoda; Insecta; Diptera; Culicidae. The record is from RefSeq and is a predicted model, not a curated record.